Messenger RNA from Symbiodinium pilosum, 603 nucleotides. The record is from the annotation of a GenBank genome assembly. Lineage: Eukaryota; Dinophyceae; Suessiales; Symbiodiniaceae.
AUGGCGGGCAAGGCUCUUGCCAGCGGGCUUUGUGACGCUGCCGCUACUGUCUCACCUUAUGAGGAUGUCAGGGGAUACUUGCAACAGACAGUGCUUCCUGCCCUUGGUCCAGCCAUAGAAGAGCUCCUGCAUCAGGUCCACUCAUCUGGUGAACUGCAGCGAGUGCUGCGCAAGGAGACAGAGGCUGAGAGGAAGAUCAUCCGCAAGCCAUCCGAGACACACGUGGAGGACCCGCCUGAAAAGAAGCACAGUUCAUCAGGAAGCAGGAAGCCAUCGCUCACAGCUGGUGAAGGCAGCCAGAUUCUGCGCCGAUUCAGCAACGCGUCUGAGAUGGCAGAGAAGGUCCCGCCACCGCCUCCGGAAGCUACAGAGGAAGAUCGAUUCGAUCCUUUGGUAUGGCUGUCCGACUGCCUGAAGCAAUCGGCUACCGGAGAUGCAAGCUUCAGGGACCAGAUCCGUGAGCGAGUUAUCCAACAAAUCAAGGCUGCAGAAGCAGCAGAGGAAGCCGAGCGCGCUCGGGCUGAAGCCGAAGCAGCAGCUGCUCGGGUCGAUGAUGGGGAGAUUACCACGAUCGCGGAGGGUGCUUCGGAGAGCGGGAAUUGA